This is a messenger RNA of Salmo salar (Atlantic salmon), 3527 nucleotides long. Its product is annotated as heterogeneous nuclear ribonucleoprotein U. The record is from RefSeq and is a predicted model, not a curated record. Gene Ontology annotation, molecular function: protein binding; promoter-specific chromatin binding; RNA binding. NCBI's taxonomy places the organism in Eukaryota, Metazoa, Chordata, Actinopteri, Salmoniformes, Salmonidae. Gene Ontology annotation, biological process: positive regulation of transcription by RNA polymerase II; alternative mRNA splicing, via spliceosome. Gene Ontology annotation, cellular component: nucleus; ribonucleoprotein complex.
UGCGCCGACAAGCCCUUCUGCCAUUGAAAAGUGCUAGUAACGCUACUGCCAUUUGGCGCAGUUAAAUAUAGCUAGUAGCUACAUCAAUUUGCAUAGCGUGGCGUCCUUACAGAAUUUCCCAUAUUUGUCAUUUUAAAUCGUGUUUCAGUUUAGUAUUUUUAUACAGAUAUAAAAAUGAGUUCAAUUAACGUAAAAAAACUGAAAGUUAACGAGUUGAAGGACGAGCUGAAAAAGCGUCAGCUGUCGGACAAGGGUCUGAAGGCCGAGUUGAUGGACCGGCUGCAGGCCGCGCUUGAUGAAGAGGCCCUGGCUGGAGAUGAUCCCAUUGGGCUGGAGGCCGCGGAGGGAGGCAGCUCUGAGGCCGCUGAUGAUCAAGAGGACAUGGGGGAAGACGAAGAAGACGACGAGGAUCCGGUCGAAGAAAGCAUGGAGGCCAACGAGGAGGAGGAGAAUGGAAACGGAGAGGGAGACGCCGCUGUAGAAUGCGAGGAGAACGCGGCUCAGGAGGACGACGAAAUGGGCGAGGUGGAAGAUGAAGAAAUGGAUCCAAUGCUGAAGGAAGGUGUAGACGACAUGGAGAAAAUAACGUUAGACGCAGAGGAUGGUGAGCCUGGAGACCAGCCAGCAGAGGGGGAUGCGGACAAAGACACGAAUGCUGAUCAGAAGAAUAAGAAGGGUGUUAAGAGACGCCGGGAGGAACAUGGAAGGGGCUACUUUGAAUUUAUUGAAGAGAACAAAUACAGCUGGUCUAGUCUCAAGUCUCCACUGCCACCCCUGGAAGAGGAAGAUGAAGAGUUUGACGAUACAACAGUCUGUCUGGACAACUAUAACUGCGACCUGCACUUCAAGGUGUCCCGGGACCGGUACAGCGCGUCCUCUCUCACCAUGGAGAGCUUUGCCUACCUUUGGUCUGGGGGCAGGGCCUCGUACGGCCUGACCCAGGGCAAGGCCUGUUACGAGAUGAAGUUAACUGAGAAGAUUCCAGUGAAGCACAUCUUCAGUAAGAACAUGGAGGUCCAUGAGGUCCAGGUUGGAUGGUCCCUGGCUACUGGCAGUCUGCUCCUCGGUGAGGAGGAGCAUUCUUAUGCCUACUCUGGCAAAGGCAAGAAGACUACCAACUGCGUGACUGAAGAUUUUGGAGAGACUUACGAUGAGAAUGACGUUAUCUGCUGCUUCAUCAACUUUGAGGGCGAGGAGGUGGAGAUUUCCUUUUCUAAGAAUGGUAAGGAGCCAGUUGUGGCCUUCCAGGUCAGUAAGGAGUCCCUGGCAGGGAGAGCUCUCUUCCCCCACGUCAUCUGCCACAACUGUUCCGUGGAGUUCAACUUUGGCCAAAUGGAAACGCCCUACUUCCCCCAGCCAGAGGGCUACACCUUCCUGCAGCAGGUCGCCAUGGACGACCGUGUCCGCGGACCCAAGGGACCCAACACCAAGAAGGAGUGUGAGGUGAUUGCUAUGGUAGGACUGCCCGGCUCAGGAAAGACCACCUGGGUGAACAAGCACAUCCAGGAGAACCCUGGGAAAUAUUACAUCCUGGGCAGCGACACCAUUGUGGAGAAGAUGAUGAUUGGCAGCUUGAAGCGUCAGGCGAAGGACACAACUAAGCUCACGGCCAUUUCCCAGCGUGCUCCUCUCUUCCUGGGCAAGUUCAUUGAGAUCGCUGCUCGGAAGAAGAGGAACUAUAUCCUGGACCACACCAACCUGUCUGCCCCGGGCCAGAAGAGGAAGAUGUGUCUGUUUGCUGGGUACCAGCGGAAGGCUGUGGUGGUCUGCCCCUCAGACGACGACUACAAGGAGAGGGCCCAGAAGAAGGCAGAGAGCGACGGCAAAGACGUGCCCGAGCAUGCUCUCCUCAAAAUGAAAGGAUUCUUCACCCUGCCAGAGGAGGGCGACAGCUUCGCUGAGGUGAGCUACGCUGAGCUGCAGAAGGAGGAGUCCUCCAAGCUAGUGGAGCAAUACAAGGAGGAGAGCAAGGCGGCCCUGCCGGCUGAGAAGAAGCCCAACCAGGGGGCCUUGACCCCCAAUAGAGGUGUUGUCCGGGGCGGAGGCAGAGGCAAGAACCAGUUCAACCGCGGAGGAGGACCCGGCCAGAGAGGAGUUGUACGAGGAGGCUUCCAACAGAGGGGCAACUUCAGAGGAGCUCCAGGUCCACGUGGUGGGUUCACUCGCCCCCCUCGAGGCUUCAUGCCCCCUCCAGCCUUCAGAGGUGGAUUUGCCAACCGGGGCAACUUCAACAGGGGCGGCGGCCUCAUGGCCCCCCAGCGAGGGGCCCCAAGAGGAGGACCAAUUAGGGGCAACAUGGGCUACAGGGGUGGAGCCAUGAACAGAGGCGGUCCACCAAUGAACAGAGGUGGAGCCAACAUGAGCCGGGGAGGUGGAGCCAACAUGAGCCGGGGAGGUGGAGCCAACAUGAGCCGGGGAGGUGGAGCCAACAUGAGCCGGGGAGGUGGAGCCAACAUGAGCCGGGGAGGUGGAGCCAACAUGAGCCGGGGAGGUGGAGCCAACAUGAGCCGGGGAGGUGGAGCCAACAUGAGCCGGGGAGGUGGAGCCAACAUGAGCCGGGGAGGUGGAGCCAGCAUGAGCCGGGGAGGCGGAGCCAACAGGGUCAACUUUAACCAGGGGUUCCAGCCCAGAGGCGGCAGCAGCCGUGGAAACUUUGGCAACAAGAGCAGCGGAUUUGGUGAUGGCAGGAAUGCUGGAGGUCGUGGUGGCGGAUUUGGGGACAGUAGAAACUCUGGAGGACGUGGCGGAGGAUUUGGAGACAACAGGAACGCUGGUGGACGUGGCAGAGGAUUUGGGGACAGCAGGAACGCUGGAGGACGUGGAGGCUUUGGAUUCGGCAUGGACAAGGCUCAGGCCUUCAACCAGAGCUGGCAGCAAGGGUUAUGGAACCAGAAGCCAUGGAGACAGCAGUAUCAGCCAGGAUACUAUUAAAGACUUUCUGAUCAAAAGGACUGGUGGAAAAUAAUGGAAACCCACCACUAGCCACAGACGUCCGUCUCGCCCACCACCUGUUUUUUUCUAGAACCAACUUUUAAAUUAAAAACAAAAAAUACGACAAGACUAUGGAGCAACAUUCCACAUGAGGAAAGGAGUCUCUUUGAAGCUUUAUGGGUUUUUUCAUUUGAUUUUGUACAUUUUAUGAUAUUUUUCCAAAUUUUAAAGAAAUCCCAUGCUUUUAAAAAUCCCAUGUUUGAGAAAUAUACCACAACAUUUUUGCUCUGCUUUAGUGACCUGUUUGAAAGAUUUUCAUGGUUGUGCUUUUUCUUUUCUUUUUUUUACUAAAUGUAAAUAUUGUUUGUUGUAUAAGGAGUGAGAACACUUACUAACUGAAAGGAACCAUCUUUUGAGGCAUGGUAGCAAUAUUAUUGUUAGUGAUUGUAUAUGUAGUCCGUAAGCAACAAACAGUUAUUUCGCGUCAAACGCCAUUAUUAGAUUUGUCUAUUGUUAUUUUUCAUUAUAACGUCAAGCAUGUAAUCUAAACUCCAUAGAUCUACAAUAAACAACAUAUUUGCUUUUUUACAAACUUC